Ilyonectria robusta is the source of this 1728-nucleotide messenger RNA. Its product is annotated as ferric reductase like transmembrane component. Gene Ontology annotation, molecular function: ferric-chelate reductase activity. Gene Ontology annotation, cellular component: plasma membrane. NCBI's taxonomy places the organism in Eukaryota, Fungi, Ascomycota, Sordariomycetes, Hypocreales, Nectriaceae. Gene Ontology annotation, biological process: copper ion import; iron ion transport; intracellular iron ion homeostasis. The record is from RefSeq and is a predicted model, not a curated record. The transcript is spliced from 4 exons. The coding region runs from base 1 to 1728 and encodes 575 amino acids.
AUGUCAAAUCCCACUACCAAUGGGCCAGGUACCGAGCUUCCGACCUCCGCUCCAACACUGAGCCCUCCACCACCCCCUAAUCAGGACCAACUGUUGCAAAUAUUUGCAAUCCGGGCUCAAAAUGAUUAUGAUGCCAUGACCCUCUACGCAGCUAUUAUAGGUAGCGUCAUUGGGAUGUUCAUCGUCUUCAAAGUCAUCGAUCACUUGGGACGCAAAGCCAGCCUCCGGCAGUACUCGGCUGCUGUUCGGAGUCCUUUCAGUCUUUUAGUCAGACUCCUGAUGUUAAAGGUCCGCGGUGCGCCAUCUUUAGGCCAUGUCAUACUCUUCGCGACUUAUGUUGGGCUGAACGUGGGCUUUAUGUUUGUGUACAUUGACGACAGCGUUCUGUCGUUGCACGUUAUCAUUGCUGCUCGAACGGGAUGGCUAGCUGUUGCCAAUAUCUGCUUGACAGUGUUUCUCAGUCUGAAAAACACGCCUCUCGGUUUUCUUACUGGAUGGUCCUACGAACGACUGAACUCGCUGCACCGAGUCUCCGGGAUGACCUCACUCAUUUUGGUCAUUAUACACGGUGUCUCAUACUCUUCCUUCUUCCUGGAUCAACAGAAUUCCGCCCGAUUGCGCGUCAAGGAGGAAAUCUUUGGCAUCGUGGCAGGGUUUACCGUUCUGAUGGUUGUGGCCGUUGCCCUCACCCUUCAACGCCGAGUCUACGAACUCUUCUAUUUCUUGCACAUCUUCUUUUUCGUCGUGUCAAUGAUAUUUAUCUGUCUUCAUCAUCCGACCGCGGGGGAGCGAGUGAUCAUCGCGAUUGGUGUCGCUACAGGCAUAUGGCUCCUCGAUCGCGUCGUUCGAGCAUCUCGACUUGUGUAUCACGGCAUCAACAACUCGGCGACAUUACAACCGCUCCCAAACGGCGGUACAAGGGUUAUCUUACACAAGCGACUCGUCGGCGCGAAAUCCGGAGAACACGCAUUCCUCUGGAUUCCUGGAAUUCGUCUGCUGCAGACUCACCCCUUCACGAUAACCUGCACUGAGCCACUUGAAUUCGUUAUUGCCUCGCGGGAUGGUUUCACUCGUGAUUUACAUCAGUAUGCUGGGAAAAAUUCCGGUGCAAUCAUGAAGGCAUCCGUUGAAGGACCAUAUGGACAAGUCCCGGACCCUUCUCAGUAUGACAAGGUUUUGAUCUUCGCCGGCGGCAGCGGAGGCAGCUUCGCUUUUGGCAGUGCUCUUCGACUCCUGCAAAGCCUCGAAGGAUCUGUCAACAAACACGUUACCAUAGUGUGGACAAUGAGAGAUUCCACCUUCUUGGAAUGGUUUUCACCUCACCUAAACAAUGUUGCCAAUGCUCAGGGAUUCAAAGUUUCCAUCCACAUCACGGGUCAGACGGAACUUAGAAAACUGCCCCGCAGCCAGGAAGUCCAGGAAUCGAGUAAUUCGUCAACAGGGGCGCUGGUGCUGGAGGAUUUGGCAGAUGAAACAUCCAAUUCUGAUUUAUCGCAUCAGAAGACCUCGCAACAGCACUUGGCCCAUGGUUUGCCCGUCCACUACGGCCGUCCUAUGGUCCACGAUCUUGUGGCCCAGGCUGUGGAUGGUAUGUCUUUCAGCCAAAGUGUUUUGGUCAUGGGGUGUGGGCCGAGCAGUUUGUUGGAAGAAGUGAGGCGAUGUACAACAUCCCGGAUGGUUACAUGGGGUCCUCAGGUGUCUCUUCAUUGCGAGCAGUUCGGGUGGUAG